Molecule: messenger RNA, 7641 nt
Organism: Adineta steineri
Lineage: Eukaryota; Metazoa; Rotifera; Eurotatoria; Adinetida; Adinetidae
Source: the annotation of a GenBank genome assembly
AUGGCUGAGUUAGAACGUCCACGAAUACGUUCGGAAAAGAAACAAGUAAAAGAAAGAACUACAGAUGAUGAAGAAUCACAAUUAGAAAAUCGUCUACGUGAUUUAAAAGAAUUUUUUGAAGAAAGAAAAAAUGAAACUAUUGAUGAUACAAAUGUAAAUACAGAAGAAAUCUCCAAUGAUAAUGAAGAAGACAGUAAUGUACAGACAGAACAGAUCAGUGAAGAACCUAUUGUAAAUUCAGAAAUAAAUACAAAUGAACAUCAUGUUGAUACAAAUAUUUCUGACAAUGUAAAUGAACUUCCCAUUGAAUCUAAUCAAAUGAUGGUUACUGAAGAAACCAAUACACCAUCAAUAGCAAUCAAUGAUAAUGAAAUAACUGAAACUAUAACUCCAAUUGAAUCAACUGAAGAGCAACAUGAAAUAACUACGACGAAUCAUACAAUUGAAGAAGUAUCUCCAACAACUAUAACUAAUUAUGAAAAUUCUUCUUUUAUCUAUCCACAUUUAUCAUUAUCAUUAUGGUCUCCAGCAACAGCACCAUUAUCAUCAUUUGAUAUUGAAAUGAAUGGUACACAAAAUGAUCCGUAUUCUUUUGCAAAUUUUAAUCCAUCUCUUCUUCAACUUGAAUUACGACAAACUUAUUUACCAUUUAUAAAUAUAACAGAUGACUAUUUUCUUAGUGAACAUGAAAAAUUUAUUACUGAUAAUCCACGUUAUCGUUCAUCAAUAACAAAAGAAGAUACUGAUAUAACUCAUACGAAUGAAGAUGAUGAUGAAUUUUAUUUUUUAAUAUCAUCAUUUUAUGAUAUACGUACAAAAAUUGAUCAUUUAACAAAUGAAUAUGAUGUUUUACAACGUAAAAUAGCAUCAUUAUUACCGCAUGUAUGGUCAUUUUCAUGUGAAAAAAUCGAAUCAGGUUCAUAUUGUGGUGAUAAUGUUUAUUUAAAACGUUCAAUACUUUAUGAACAAGCUAAUUUUGAUCGUAAUUUAGCUAAAGAAAUUGAAGAUACAUUAAAACAAUUACGUACAAUAAUUUAUCAACAAUAUGUUGCAUUAAAAUAUGAAACAUUAUGGUAUAAAAUGAAAAUUGAUACAUAUAUUAAUAAUUUAUUAUUAGCAAAUAAAACAACUAAAAAAUUAUUACAUACUAUUGAAGUUUUAUUUAAUUUUCAACGUUAUCGUACACGUGAUACUCUAUUUUAUACAUAUACAAGACAAUUAUUAAAACAAACAAUUGAUAUUGUUUAUAAAUAUGGAAAUUAUAAUGAAACAUUAUUUAUUAUUAAUCAUGUUCUACGUUGUCCACCUGGUAUACAUCAAUGGGCAACAAAUUUUGUUCGAUUUUUAUUACCAACAUCAUUUGAUAUACUCUGUUCACCAAUGUAUAUACGUUAUGUUGCACAUUUUCUUGCAACACUUCUAUUUCCAAUAAAGAAUCGUGAUAUAUUUCUUCAAAAUUGGUUAGGUGAAAAUGGCGAAACAAUACCACAAAUCUCAACAUUAAAUACAGUAAAAAAUCAACAACAAUGGAUGCUUAUUGAUGCUGAUGGACAAGAACGUGCGGCAUUACUAAGAUGGGAUACAUUAAAUGAAGAUGAUUUAAUUGCGAUAUUAAAUCAAUUUAAUUUAAAUUAUUUAAUGAACGUACUUUUUAGUUUAAAUGAACAAAUAAAUCAAAAACAACAAAAUGUAUCAUAUGAAAAUACAUUACGUAUAUUGGCAAUAUUGGAUUUAUUUGUUGAAAUACUUUGUCGAGGUUUUGAUACCUAUGCAGAUUCACAAUAUAAAAAUUUUCAUAAACAUAUUGGAAAAAUGAUCAGGGAUUGUGUUCAUGUAUGUCGAUAUCAUGUUGAUGGUGUACUUCAACAUUUGGAUAAUGAUGAUAAAAUCCGUUUAAGAGAUCAUUAUUUUGCAUAUAUUUAUCGAUCAGUAGAAAAUAUUAUUCGCCAAUGCAGAAAUGUUCGAUGGAGUUUAUUAUCAUUAUUUGCACUUUUUGAUCUUCCACAAUCUUUACAAUAUCGUUUACUUCAUUUAAUUUGUUCAAUACCGGAUGAUGAACCUGUAACGGUUGAAACAAGUGCAGCUGUUGAUCAAAUGUUAAAUUCGUCAACACCAAGUGAAGUUUUAUCCCUUCUCAAAGUUCUUCAUAAUCUAGGACAAACAGGUGAUGAAUCUGGUCAAAUAUCUAAUGUUAUUUUUUAUAUCACAUGUCUUCAUCCUAUAUCACGUGAAUAUUCAUUACGUGAUGGUCGUUCAAUUCUAGCACAUUUUGCUUCAUUACGACCAACAAUUAUAAGUCAUCUAUUAAAAUUAUCAUCAAUACAUAUUGAUGCUGUUGGAAAAGUUUUAUUUGGACUUUUUCGUUCAUUACCCAUGGAGAUUUGGAUGCCAAGUGAUAAUGAUUUAUCAAUUAUUGAAAAAUGGCUUGAUGACAUAUCACAAGUAUCUAUUGGAUUUCAAUUAGCACUUCAUAUGAUUGAUACAAUGAAUUGGCAAGAUUUACCAGAUAAACAACAACUUUGUAUACCAUAUACUAUACAUUGUGAAGUAGCUUUAAUCUUAUUAAAAUUACAUUUAAAAUAUUGUGAUAAAUUAUCUGCAUCAAAAGAAGAUCAAUUACAACUUCAAAAUUUUACAAAAAAUACACAAAUUAAUCUUGAUCAAUGGAUAUGGACAGCUAUUCUUCGUUUACAAUUGAAUCAAUCUUGUCUUUCUAUUGAUUCAUUUAUUGGUAGUAUGAAUCAAGAACAUGUUGCUAUUGUAAAUCAAAAUCAAAGUCAUUUGUCAACUGAUAAUGGAAUGUCAGAUGAAGCUAUUAAUGAUAUUCGACGUGCUAUUGAACAAUAUCAUAAUCCAGUUGCUUAUUACAUUUCAUUCGGUCUUGAUCAACCAGGUGUUAGUGCUGCGGGUUUCUUUGAAAAAGGAAUUGAAUAUUUAUUUCAACUUGUACAAAAUAGCAAAUAUACUGGUGCUAUUCGAGUUCUUCAUGAUAUGUCAGGAAUUUUAGUGCGUAGUGUUGAUUAUCUCAUUGAACAUGUUCAAUUUAUGACAACAUUAAAAACAUUAUUAAAUGCAUCUGAUACGUCAAUGUCAUUAUUAAAAACCGCUUCAUCUUAUCUUAUUCAACAAAAGACAUAUGAUGAAACAACAAAUGCAAAAUUAUUAACAGCUGCUAUUCUUGAUUUACUUAUAUGGCUUGAAGAUAAUCCUAAAUCUCGACGUUUAGUAUUAUUACUUUGGUUUAAAUUAUUAACUGCAUUAAAAGAUUGGAAUAAAGACAGUUCAAUAUUAUACGUUCUUGAUAAUCUUCUUGCACAUUCAUUUGUACACGAUGUAAUGAAUAAAGAAGUUACUGAUCAUUUAUUUGAAUUAGCUGUGUCAGCGCUUAAUCCACGACAAACUCAACCAGUAGCACGUUCAGGUGUUCUAUCUUGGUUACCAUUACCAUCAUCAGUUACAUCUACUCAAACAUAUUGGUCAUCAUUAUCAAUUGAUUCGUCACUUUUAUCUCGUUAUCCAAUUGUUAGUUAUUAUUUUUUGAAUGCAGAAAAUUCGUUUGAAAUCGAUCAAAAUGUUCUUGUUGAAUUAAAAGCUGAACUUGAACUAAAUCCAACUAGUAAAGUUGAUCAAAUUUGGAAGAAAUUAAUUCAACAACGUCAUUAUCCAUUUAUUCCUCUAACAAGUUUAUCAAUCUAUCGUUGGGGUACAAUGGCAUGUGAAAUGCCAGUUACUCAUUCAUUGUUACCACUUGUUUGGGAAAAAUUUUUUACUAUUUAUUUAUCAAAACAUGAAAAUUGUCUUCAUCGUGUUGGUUAUCGUUUAUUUGAAAGUCCAGUUCAAACAACAUUUCUUAAACAAAUGAAACGUUCUUUAUGUCAAGCAAGUGAAUAUUAUUCAUCAUCAAAUUUACCAUAUGCAAAUCAAUUAUCAACAUUCUAUCAUUCAUUAUCAUUAUGGAUUGAUGAACCACGUUUACAUGAUCCACAAUUAAAUAUACUUUCAUUACCACAACAAUAUGAUAAUGAACGUUUAGCACAUUUAUUUAAUGCUGAUUAUCGUAUAUUUGAUAUAAAAUGGCUUGAAUUAGUUGAUUUAAGACAAAUGUAUGAAACAUUAAUUAAAUUUACAAAUGAAUUAUGGUUAAGAAAACGAAUAAAUCAUGAAAAUAAUCAAAGCGUAAAUACAAAUCAACAUCGAUCAAUAAUGACAUCAUCACAAAAACUUGUUGAUCUUGUUUCUAAUGUUCAACGUCCAUCAAUACAUUCAAAAAUGCCUGUAUCAAAUCCUGAACAAAUAUCUGUAUCAAAUCAACAAAUCUUACCAAAUGAUCCUAAUGAAAUAAAAAAUUUAUUUGAAACAGAAUUAAUGAAAAUUAUCAAUUGGUUACAAACACAUUGUAAAAGACAUGAAAAACAAAUUGAUCUUGAUCAAACAUUAAUGAGUUUAUUACCAUUAUUAUGGAAAAAUGAAUUUCAAGAGCAAUCAAUACAAGCUUCGUGUCAAAAUGUUUUAAAUCCUGUUCAUCAAUGUACACGACCUGCAUAUAUAAUUGUUCGUUAUAAAUCUAAACAACAAUGUCAAAAUUCAAAUCAACGUCUUGAAACAAUCUUAAAUGAACAUAAACAAUUAUUAACUGAUGCAUGUCGUUCAUGUGAUAUUGAUAUGUGUCGUUCAAUCGAUUUACUUAUACAAAUUGUACAAUAUUUUACUCGACAAUUAUCAUCACCAUUUUCAAAUGAAAAUCAAUCAUUAAUUAUAAUUGAUAUUGGUACACAAUUAUUUUAUUCAUUAUUAUUAGUUUAUGAUGAUAAAUAUAAUGAAUAUAUGCAACCAUUAUCUGAACAACUCAGUUCAUUAUUUGAUACACUUGGAGAAAUAUUUGUUAAAUCAAAUCUUCGUCAACCACAAAUUAUAUUAGAAUAUAUCGUAUUAAAUCGUCCAAAUAUAUCACGUCUUAUACCAUAUUUUAAUCCAAAUUCAUUAAUACAAUCAGAAAAAUUUAUUGAUAUUUAUAAGAAAUUAUCUAAAAUGUUUACAUUUGUUGAAUGUCCAUCAUAUUUAUUACAAAUGUUUAGAAAAUUUAAUGUUAAACAAUGGUUUGAAAAUGCAUCAAAUUCUAAUCAACGUUUAUUAUUUAUUGAUACAUUAUUUAAUCAUUUUCGUUCAUUAGUUGAUAAUUUUACUUUAGCUGCUAGACGUGAAACACCACCGGGCUAUGAUGAAUUACCAUUAAUUGAACAAACAAAUCAAUUAUUUGAAAUAUCUAUUGGACAUAUGAUACAAAUACUUAAUUAUUCUUAUCCAUCACAAAUUGGUUAUUUAUUUCGUAAUCUUAUUGAAAGUAUACAAAUAAUGAGAAAGAAACAAAAAACAAUUCAACAACAAAAUAAUUCUUUAAUACCAUCAGAAUUUCAGCAAUCAAUUGAACGAGGACUUUUACCAACAAAAGUUCUUUCAGAAUUUCUUGAUCAACUUCAUUAUUUAGAAAAUACAUCAACAAUAACACUUGGUAGACAACAAAUCGAUGAAAUGAUUAAUUGGCUUCAAACUUUUGUACUUAAACAAAUUGAUGAACAAAGUGAUAAACGUUUAGUUCAAUUAUAUCAAUCUUGGCGACCUUGUUUAAAUGAAUUGACUCGUAUUUAUUCGAUUAUGUUAAUUUUAAAUAUUCAAAAACGUCGAAUACAUCAUGAUUAUAAUAUUUCUCAAAUAUUUGAACAAAUUCUAUUACUUUAUGGUCCAUUUAUUGAUCAGACAUAUUCAUUAUUUUCUCUAACUGAAUGGAAAACAAUUAUUGAUCAUCAUGGUGAUAUGUUAACACGUAUGAUAAAAACAUUUUUACAAUUAUAUGAAGAAUUAUAUGAAUACAUUAAUGAAUCCUAUCAAUAUCAACAAGAAUUUUUUAAUUGUAUAUUUCAAUAUUGGUAUAAAAUAGUAAAACAUUUAAUUACAAAUGAAUAUACACAUCCAAUACUUGAUAUUUAUCAUCGAUAUUUACCACAUUUAUCAUGGACAAAUUAUCAUUUAACCAUCGAAUGUUUAUUAAUAUUUGAUGAAUUAAUUAAUGCAAAUAAUUUAGAAAAUAUUCCAUCAACAUCAUUAUAUGAAUUUAUUAUUUAUAUUUUAUCAACUAUUGAUAUACAUACAUGGAUGAUUGAAAAAGAUGAAAAACUAACUACUGCAUUAGUACCAACUUAUUUUUGUUUAUUAAUUAAUAUUUAUUUAAGUCCACAAGCAAAAUAUGCUCAAAAUAAUGAUCAUUUAAGUCGUUUAGCAAGUCAAUGUGAAUUAAUUAAUUGGAGUUAUUUAGAAUCUGAUACAUAUCAAAAUAUUAUUAAUUCAAUUAUGUCUAAAGUUGAGCAUGAUUUUAUUCUUGCACCAAGAGCAUCAAUUGAUGGAUAUUUAAAUAGAAUACUUCGUUGUUCAUGUGAAUUUAAUUCAUCUUCAGUUGCAACUGAUCGAGUACGUACGAAACGUUUAGCUUAUCUUCGUUUAAUUGAACAAUGUUUAAUCAAUGCUAAAAAUCAACAUAAUCAAGAUGAAUAUCGUUUAAUAUUAAUUAAUUUACUUAAUGAUAUUGAAUCAUUAACAAUACAAGGAAAAGUAUCUCUGAAUGAUGAACUUGAAGAUAUAUUUAUUGAAUUAAUACGUUUUCUUAAUAUAAGUUCAUUAGGACAAACAAUAUUAAAUUCUUAUCAAAAUUAUUUUCUUGAUUGGAUUCGACAAAGUCAGAAUUCUAUUACAAUGUUACCAUUAUUUGUUAGUGUAUGUCGAACAUUAAAAGAUCGUCAUAGAAAAAUUCUAUUCAUAGAAAUUAUACUUUAUAUUUAUUUUAUGCAUGAUCAAAAAUCGAAUUGGUCAAUUGUAUUUAAUUUCUUUGAACAAAAUGAACAAUUAUUAAAUAUUAAAACUGAUGAUUACAUACAAUUAUGUUGUGAAUAUAAUGCAUUUUUAAGUUUAUAUCUUUUUUCUGAAUAUGAAUUAAAUCAUAAUAAACAACAAUUAAAUAAUAAUGAUAUAUUAAAUAAUGAAUUUAAAUAUGUUGAAAAAUUAAUUGAAUUAUUAACAAAUGGUAAAUUACGUAUUAUACAUGGAGAAGAAGAACGAGUUUUAUUAUUAAUGAUUAAAAUUAAUCAAAUUAUUAUACAUCAAUUACAAUAUGGACGAAGUACUGAUGUUUUAUUAACACGCCUUAUAAGAAAUUAUGCACAUUGGCUUUUGGCACUUGGAACAGAUAAUAAAGAGUAUGCUUAUGCUGGAAUUUUUGCUAUAAUUGGUAUUGGAAAAAAAGCUCAAUAUUCUCUCAGGUUUCGUUUGUUUGUUAAAUUACUGGGUGUCAUGCAAUUGGAACAACUAACAGAUGAACCAUAUAAAAUCCGUAUCGAUUCGAAUGAUCGUUGUCCAGAUCCUUUAUCAGCAAAUAAUUUAGUACUAAAACAAACUUUAUCAAAUUUAUCAUUAGCAGCAACAACCACAAAUGAAUACAGUGAUUUUAAGAGCGAACUUAUUCAUUGUAACAGUGAAUAUCUACAACGAUCGGAUGUAACUUUCUUUGAUGUAUCUCGUUUAAUUCAUUAUCUAUGUACACAUCUAUUCGCUGAUCUGCCUUAUUUAACAAAUGUAUCUACUCAUGACUCAUAA